GGGCCAUGGAGCUAGCAGCCGGGAAUGUAAGCGAGGGCAACGCAAGCGGGCCUGAGCCCAGCGGCCCGGAGCCCAGUGGCCACGAGCCGCUGCCGCUGCUGGGCAUCGGCGUCGAGAACCUGGCCACGCUCGUGGUGUUCGGCCUUAUCUUCGUGCUGGGCGUGCUGGGCAACAGCCUAGUGAUCACCGUGCUGGCGCGCAGCAAACCGGGCAAGCCGCGCAGCACCACCAACCUGUUCAUCCUCAACCUGAGCAUCGCCGACCUUGCCUACCUGCUCUUCUGCAUCCCCUUCCAGGCCACCGUGUACGUGCUUCCCACCUGGGUGCUGGGCGCCUUCAUCUGCAAGUUCACCCACUACUUCUUCACCGUCUCCAUGCUGGUCAGCAUCUUCACCCUGGUCGCGAUGUCUGUAGACCGCUACGUGGCCAUCGUACACUCGCGGCGCUCCUCCUCGCUGCGGGUGUCCCGCAACGCGCUGCUGGGCGUCGCCGUCAUCUGGGCGCUGUCCAUCGCCAUGGCCUCGCCCGUGGCCUAUCACCAGCGCCUCUUCCUCCGCGGCUCCGGCAACCAGACCUUCUGUUGGGAGCAGUGGCCCAACCAGCGCCACAAGAAGGCCUAUGUGGUGUGCACCUUUGUCUUCGGGUACCUGCUGCCGCUGCUACUCAUCUGCUUCUGCUAUGCCAAGGUCCUUAAUCAUUUGCACAAAAAAUUGAAGAACAUGUCAAAGAAGUCAGAAGCAUCCAAGAAGAAGACGGCACAGACGGUUCUGGUGGUGGUCGUGGUGUUUGGGAUAUCCUGGUUGCCGCACCAUAUCAUCCAUCUCUGGGUUGAAUUUGGAGUCUUCCCCCUGACCCCUGCCUCGUUCCUCUUCAGAAUUGCAGCGCACUGCCUGGCCUACAGCAAUUCAUCCGUGAAUCCCAUCAUAUAUGCGUUUCUCUCUGAGAAUUUCAGGAAGGCCUACAAGCAAGUGUUCAAGUGCCCCCGUCGUACCCAGUCACCUCUCAGCAACACUAAAGAGACCAAAAGUCACAUUGACACCCCACCACCCACCAACUGUACUCAUGUGUGAAAA
Molecule: messenger RNA, 1073 nt
Organism: Trichechus manatus latirostris (Florida manatee)
Lineage: Eukaryota; Metazoa; Chordata; Mammalia; Sirenia; Trichechidae
Gene: GALR1
Product: galanin receptor 1
Exons: 3
Coding region: 6-1070 (354 amino acids)
Biological process (GO): positive regulation of cytosolic calcium ion concentration; G protein-coupled receptor signaling pathway; negative regulation of adenylate cyclase activity
Cellular component (GO): plasma membrane
Molecular function (GO): galanin receptor activity
Source: RefSeq, a predicted model, not a curated record